AUGCCGAAGAAAAAGCCGGCGAAACAUUCCGGCGAUGACACCACCGCUCCGAUAUCAGCUCAAGACGGAGCUCCGAUUAACACAUGGCGGUGGUUAGUACAUAAAGGAACCACCACUUCAUUUCUCUGCAUCUCCCUCUUCGCAUUAUUGAUCCGAUCUGCUGUAUCGAUGUACCCGUACUCCGGCGCCGGAAUUCCGCCUAAAUUCGGCGAUUUCGAAGCUCAGAGACAUUGGAUGGAGAUAACCACAAAUCUCCCGCCGAUCGAUUGGUACAGAAACGGCACUUUCAACGAUCUCAGUUACUGGGGACUCGAUUAUCCUCCGUUGACUGCUUACCAGAGUUACAUCCACGGAAUUUUCCUCCGAAUGUUCAAUCCUGAGUCCGUUUCUCUUCUCAGCUCUCAUGGUCACGAGUCUUAUCUUGGAAAAUUACUAAUGAGAUGGACCGUUUUAUCGUCUGAUGUUCUCAUUUUCUUCCCGGCUGCUCUGUUUUUCGUGUUAGUGUAUCAUAAGACUCGAACCAAGAGUGCUAAGAGUGAAGUGGCAUGGCACAUUGCUGUGAUUCUCUUAAACCCUUGUUUAAUCCUCAUUGAUCACGGUCAUUUUCAGUACAAUUGUAUCAGCUUGGGACUUACAAUGGGUGCUAUUUCUGCUGUACUCUGUGAGUGCGAGGUUCUCACUUGUGUUUUGUUCAGUCUAGCUCUCAGCCACAAACAGAUGAGUGCAUACUUUGCUCCUGCCUUUUUCAGCCAUUUACUGGGUAAAUGCCUAAGAAGGAAAAACCCAAUACUUUCUGUGCUAAAGCUUGGAGUUGCAGUCAUAGUGACAUUUGUGGUUGUUUGGUGGCCGUAUAUACAUUCUUUGGAUGACUUCUCAAUGGUUCUCUCCCGUCUUGCUCCAUUUGAGAGGGGAAUAUACGAGGAUUACGUGGCGAAUUUCUGGUGCACCACUUCCAUACUCAUAAAAUGGAAAAAACUCUUCACAACACCAUCUCUCAAGUCUAUAAGCUUAGUUGCAACUGUACUGGCUUCUCUCCCUUCAAUGGUUCAGCAAAUCUUGUCACCAAGCAAUGAAGGUUUCUUAUACGGUCUGCUCAACAGUUCAAUGGCUUUCUACUUGUUUUCCUUCCAAGUUCAUGAGAAAUCAAUCCUAAUGCCUUUUCUCUCCGCAACACUAUUAGCUCUCAAGAUCCCUAACCAUUUCAACCAUUUAACCUAUUACGCUCUCUUCUCCAUGUUCCCUCUUCUCUGGCGUGACAAGCUCUUGAUUCCUUACUUAGCACUAUCUUUCCUCUUCACCGUCAUCUAUCAUUCACCCGGGAAUCACAUUACGAUGCAGAAACCUAAAGCUUCAUCGUCGUCCUCCUUUACGAACUUCCCGGGUUAUGUUUUCCUUUGUAGAACCCAUUUCUUCAUCUCUUUAGUGCUUCAUGUUCUUUACCUCACUAUUCAACCUCCUCGAAAGUACCCUUUCUUAUUCGAAGCACUGAUCAUGAUUCUCUGUUUCUCAUACUUUGUCAUGUUUGCCCUUUACACCAACUAUACGCAGUGGACUUUGUCUAGUUCUGCGGAUAAAGAAAAGAAACAAAUCUGA
This is a messenger RNA of Microthlaspi erraticum, 1593 nucleotides long. Lineage: Eukaryota; Viridiplantae; Streptophyta; Magnoliopsida; Brassicales; Brassicaceae. The record is from the annotation of a GenBank genome assembly.